Molecule: messenger RNA, 2853 nt
Organism: Candida tropicalis MYA-3404
Lineage: Eukaryota; Fungi; Ascomycota; Pichiomycetes; Serinales; Debaryomycetaceae
Gene: VPS16
Product: tethering complex subunit
Exons: 1
Coding region: 1-2853 (950 amino acids)
Biological process (GO): endosomal transport; vacuole fusion, non-autophagic; intracellular protein transport
Cellular component (GO): cytoplasm; endosome; lysosomal membrane
Molecular function (GO): actin binding
Source: RefSeq, a predicted model, not a curated record
AUGCCUCCCAAUCCAAGUUUCAGUUGGCUGAAACUACAGAAUGUCUACUAUAAUAUAAGAACAUGCUACGAAGAUUUAAGUUGGUCCAUUGACAAUUUAUAUUCCAACUACAUUGUGUCUUUUUCUCCAAAUACUACAUUAAUAGCUAUUGCGUCCAAGAAUAUCCCACAUCCUAAUCUAAUUGAAAUAUACUCCAAUAGUGGAAACAAGAUAUGGUCUAUUGUGUAUAAUAGCAGUCAUGAUGAUUAUAUAGAAAGUUUCCAUUUUACCAGUGAUGAAGAUUUGAUUAUUUUAAUGAACAAUGGAAAAUACAGACACUACUAUGAUUUAAUGGGUAACUUCAACGAGCAUAAUUUCUUGGAGAAUUUGUCCAAGAUGGAUAACUUGAAUAACAAUAAUGACGAAAAUAGUCAGAUUGAUUCAGGAUUUAAUGGCACAAGAGUGAUUACAAACUUGGAGAACAACGAAACAGAAGAGAUUGUGGAAAUAUUUGAAGCUAAAACGUGGGACCAAUACUUGAUUGUUAGAUUAGACGGAAGAUUGAUAAUUACAGAUUUGAAUAAAGCUAUAAAUUAUGAAGUGCCUUUGAAGUAUUAUAAUUCUGGGGAUAUUAAAAGCUUCAGCGUUCAAACAAAUCCGAAUCUCGACAAGUUAGAAGAAGCACUAAUUUUGCAAAUGGGUUACAAAACAAGUAUACUUUCUAUAAACGUCGAUUUUGGGCUAAACAAUUUUGAAAUCAUUGACCAAGAGUUGACAGAUGGCCCCUUUGAUACUAUUUCAAUUUCCCCUAGUGGCCAAUUAAUCUCAUUGUUCAACAAGCAGUUGAAGAAGAUUUUCGUUAUAAAUAACCGAUUCGAUCAAGUCUUAUUAGAAUAUGAUACUUCAAAUGAAAGUAGUUCACCAUACCAAGUUGAAUGGUGUGGAAACGAUGCAAUUGUGUUGUCCAUCAAAGAUGAGAUCAAGAUUAUUGGUCCAGGGCAACAAUCUAUAUCAUUUUUCUACGAUAUUGAAGAUGACGAUGAUUUUGAUUUAGAUAAUUUAUUGAUAAAAGUCGAUAGCAAAGAGAAAGACUCAAAGAAAAAUGACGAUUUGCUUUUCACAAUUCCUAUUUUCCAAAGCUGUGUUGAUGGUUUGAAAAUUGUUACUACUAACAAAGUCCAGUUUUUGAGCAGAGUGCCAGAAACCAGUGUACAGAUGUAUCAAAUAGGGUCAAGUUCUCCAAGUAGCAUAUUACUGGAUUGUGUUGAUAAGUUUUCUAGUAACGCAUCAAAAGCUCAUGGGAAUAUGGCGUUAUUAAAAGCUGAUGAAACUUUGUUGACAGCUAUGAAUGAUUGUCUUGAGGUUGCAUUAGACGAGUUUGCGCCAGAGUGGCAACGACGAGCCUUACAAGCAGUAUCAUUUGGUAAGAUUUACUAUGAUGACUAUUUUGAUGCAGAUAAAUAUUUGCAAGUACUUACUGCGAUAAGAGUCUUGAACCAAAUUCGUUCCCCAGAACUUGGUCUAUUCCUAACAUACCGUCAAAUAGAGGAUAUGGGUGGUUGGGAUCAAGUCAUAAAGAUGCUUUUACGAAGAAGUCAACAUGAUUUGAGUUUGGAAUUCAUCGACAAACUAAAAUUGGAAAAUGUUAGGCCAUUGGUACAUAUUCAUUGGUGUUGUUAUAAAAUCCGUAAAGAAUUGGACAUGCUGGAUUUGGAAUUAUUUGAAAUUAUCAGUGAAAGAUUGACAUCACUAACCAAGAAUAGAGUUAACUAUAUAUCAAUGGACCAAAUUUCAGAUAUUGCUUAUGAAGAAGGAAGAAAUAUGUUGUGCAAGUUGUUGAUAGAACUAGAACCUUCUGCUACCAAGAAAGUGAACAAGUUGUUAGAAAUUGAUGAAGAGCUGUUGGCAUUAAUCAAAUCAUUUGAAUCUGGGAACUACAAUUUAUCUAUCUUGAUUUUAUUGUAUUUGCAAGAUAAAUUGUCAAUUUCUCAAUUUUUUAAGAUCUUGAAUCAAAAUGAGAAUGUAUGGAAAGAGGAAACAAUAACCAAAGAAACCUUGAACAAGCUAGAUAUAAAUUUGUCCAGAACAGAAAAUAUGGCAGUAACAGGGGAUGUAAUUGGACAUACAUGGCAAGAAUCUAUUGGUAAGCAAUCAACCCCUCAAUUAUUAGAAACUUAUCUUAAACAUGAGGAUAAAGUAAAUGAAUUGAACUUGAUUAAAUUGCAAAAUUUUAGACGCGAAAAUCAUUCAACCGGAGAGUCGUAUCAUGAUGCUUAUAAAUCAUUAUUGACCAAAAGCACAAAUCGAACUUUGAACAAGAGAACUUCCAAGGCUUUAAACAGAGAACUACAAAUCUUGGAAUUACAAAAGAAACUCAGUGAAACUUAUUUAGCAGAUUUUUAUCAAGAAAAGUCAUUACUUGAUAUUCUUGCUCGAUUGAUUACAAUGAAUCAGAUAAAACAGGCCAAAAAAAUUGUUUCAAAUUUUCAAGUGGCCCAGGAAAAGUUCUGGUAUCUUGUAUUGAAUAUAUUAAUGAAAAGGAAAGAAUUUGACCAAGUGUAUGAAUUUGCAUUUGGAUCUAAUGAUGCAACUGUUGGGAAAUCACCUAUUGGAUUUGAACCAUUUGUUGAAUUGGGACUUCAAACACAUGCACCACCAAGUCAUAUUAGCACUUAUAUUAAGAAUUGUGUCAAGUACAAAUAUGACGAAAAGGUUAGGAUGUAUGUUAAAAAUCAAGACUACGAAGCUGCUGCAUCUGAAGCGUUCAAAAACAAAGAUAUCGACAUUUUAAAGAAUUUACAACUGGGAAUUCCAAAUUCUAAUACACUGGCAACCAGAGUAAUAAAUAGUUAUAUACAAAAACUUGGCUACUAG